UGUUCACCACGCCACAACCAUCAUUUACUCCCUCUCUUCCUACCUCCCGCCCCCCAAUACAACCGACAAGAUGGCUGCCGCAGCCCAAGCGUUGACGGAGCAAACGCGAUCUCUGUAUGGCGCCUCCUUCGGCGAAGCCUUUACCCCCGAUCUCCCUCCUAUUUCGACCUCAUACAAACGAAAAGCAGAAUAUGACAGUGUGCGCGAACUGCCCAAAUUUCUGGCAGAGAGACAAGCGAAGGCCGCUGCAUCGAGGGGACCCAAGCGGCCAAAAGCGCAGGCUGGUGGUGCAGCAAAUCAAAUGGCUUUGGUGAAGAGCAACCAAGGCCCCAACGGAGGAGAGGGCAAGACAGGCAGUGGUACGGGGACGACAGGAAACAGCUUGAUUCGAAGACCAAACAUGCAGCAGUCUCGACCGGAGUGGCACGCGCCAUGGAAAUUGAUGAGAGUCAUAUCAGGACAUCUGGGCUGGGUAAGAGCAUUGGCUGUAGAGCCUGGGAAUCAAUGGUUUGCUUCAGGAGCAGGAGACAGGACCAUAAAAAUCUGGGAUCUGGCGUCCGGUCAGCUUCGUUUGACACUCACCGGACAUAUUUCGACUGUGCGUGGUCUGGCAGUCUCGCCACGACAUCCCUAUCUAUUCUCUUGCGGCGAGGACAAGAUGGUCAAGUGUUGGGAUCUCGAAACCAACAAGGUCAUCAGGCAUUAUCAUGGUCAUUUGUCGGGCGUUUAUACCAUGUCUCUGCACCCGACGCUUGACGUCUUGGUGACCGGUGGUCGUGACGGUGUAGCCAGAGUCUGGGACAUGCGCACGAGGUCGAAUAUUCAUGUUCUAUCUGGCCACAAAGGAACAGUCACGGACGUCAAGUGUCAAGAGGCGGAUCCUCAGGUCAUCUCGUCGAGUCUCGAUAAAACAGUCCGUCUCUGGGAUCUCGCAGCUGGCAAGACCAUGGGCGUUCUCACUCAUCACAAGAAAGGCGUGCGAGCAUUGGCAGUACAUCCUAAGGAAUUCACAUUUGCAUCAGGGUCGGCUGGAACUAUCAAACAAUGGAAAUGCCCUGAAGGCGCAUUCAUGCAGAAUUUCGAGGGCCAGAACGCCAUUAUCAACACUCUGGCGGUCAACGAAGACAAUGUUCUGUUCAGCGGAGGCGACAAUGGCAGCAUCUCAUUCUGGGAUUGGAAGACAGGUUAUCAAUUUCAGAACACCGAAUCCAUUGCGCAGCCUGGUUCGUUGGAUGCCGAGGCUGGGAUCAUGAGCAGCACUUUCGACCAGACUGGCUUGCGAUUGAUCAUGGGAGAAGCGGACAAGACUAUCAAGAUCUGGAGGCCAGACCCCAACGCCACGCCCGAGACGCAUCCCUUGGACUGGCGGCCGACUUUGGGGCGUGUCAAGUAUUGAUGGUUCGAACGUAAAAUACAUAGCGUGGCGUUUGGUGGCACUUUUCAGUCGGCUUUUGAUAACCUUCACCGGUCCUUGAGGGCUAGAUGAGAAUCAUCAUGGAAACUCAGGUGUAAGAACACAAUCCC
Exophiala mesophila is the source of this 1524-nucleotide messenger RNA. RefSeq names its product pre-mRNA-splicing factor prp46. Gene Ontology annotation, molecular function: protein binding. Gene Ontology annotation, biological process: mRNA splicing, via spliceosome. The record is from RefSeq and is a predicted model, not a curated record. The coding region runs from base 71 to 1396 and encodes 441 amino acids. Gene Ontology annotation, cellular component: catalytic step 2 spliceosome; precatalytic spliceosome; Prp19 complex. The transcript has a single exon. Lineage: Eukaryota; Fungi; Ascomycota; Eurotiomycetes; Chaetothyriales; Herpotrichiellaceae.